UCAUUUUUUUAAUCUUCAACAAUUUAAUUCAAGUUUUAAUCAAAGUGGAGUGUACUCCUGAAAAUAUUAAUGAAUACAAAAAUUAUAAAAUGAAUUCUAAUCUUUUAACUGUAAAUGAUUUUAAUGUUAUAUGCCGAAUAUGUUUAAUGGCAAAAGAAAAUAUGUUAUAUUUAACAAAUGAAGAAUUUCGAAUGUUGGACGAAUGUACUUUGAAGCAAGAAACAUACCCAACAGACAAAUUUCCACAACAAAUGUGUAUAGAUUGUUCAACGCAAUUAAGAAAUUCGUAUCAAUUCAAGCAACAAUGUGUAUUAUCCGUAAAAAUAUUAUACGAAGUUCUUUCAAGAAAGGAUCGAUCAAGUGAAAUUAUUGUAAAACCUGAACCAAUUACAUUUGAUUUGGAAACAAACUCGGAUCAUAAUUCGAUAAAACUUGAAACAGAACAAAUUGAAACUACACUGAUAAUCAAAGAUGAAGAUGCUGUUAAUUUUGAUGAUGAUUUAGUUGAUGUUGACGAUGAUAAAAAUUCAUUGCAUAACAGUGACGAUGAGGAAAUGGAUCAAGAGAAACUUGAAUUAGCAAAAUGUAAAAUAGAAUUAUUAGCGAAUACAUCAUGUGAAUUACUCGAUUUAACUUGUGAUAUAUGUAAUCGAAUAUUUCGACAUCGUUCGAAAUUACUGAAACAUAUUAAAACACAUCUUAAAGAUAAAAAAUAUUCACAUUUUUGUAAGCUAUGUGAUCAAGGAUUUUAUUGGAUAAGUAGUUUAGAACGACAUACGCGAAGACAUUCUACGGGACCAAGUUUUAAAUGUGAAUUAUGUUCAAAAGAUUUUUUCGAAUUACCCGCAUUUGCUAUUCAUCAUAGAAAGGUACACAAGAGUAAACCAGUUAAAUGUGAAGAAUGUUCACGAAGAUUUUUACAUCCCUUACAAUUGGAACGUCAUCAACAACGUGGCCACGGCGUAAAAGAACAUGUAUGUGAUAUUUGUGGUGAAAAAUUCGCACAAAAUUCACAUUUAAAGCGGCAUCGUACGAAUCAUUCAAAGGAAAAACCAUUUGCGUGUACUUAUUGUGAUAAAAAAUAUAAACACCAAUCGGCUUUAAAAACACAUGUGCUUACCGAACAUACGAAAACUGUUCAAGACACUACUGCACUAUGUUUUGUAUGCGGUAAAUCUGUUAAAGAUAUCGGUACACACUUACUUUCGCAUAAACAAACGUCCGAUCAUAAAUGUUCAAUAUGUUCGAAAACAUACAAAACGAAAUACAAACUAAAUGCACAUAUAAAAACAAGACAUCCAUCCGAUGGUAUUGUUAAAAAAUAUUAUUGUAAAAUAUGUAAUAAAUCGGUAAUAGAACGUAGUAAUUUAAAAAAACAUAUGGCCGCUGCACAUAUAACGGUUAAACGGCACGAGUGUUCGUAUUGUGGUAAAAUGUAUAAAUUAAAAUCACAUGUUAAUCAACAUGUACGAAGUGUUCAUUUAGAGGAACGAUCUCAUAUUUGUACGGUUUGUAAGAAGGGUUUCUUUUCGAAGCAUAUUUUAGAAGAUCAUAUGAUCACACAUACAGGUGAACGACCGCAUACUUGUAAUGUAUGUGGUAAAACAUUUGGCCGUAAAAAUCAUUUAUAUGUGCACUCGAAAUCACAUUCUACUUAG
Molecule: messenger RNA, 1658 nt
Organism: Chrysoperla carnea
Lineage: Eukaryota; Metazoa; Arthropoda; Insecta; Neuroptera; Chrysopidae
Product: zinc finger protein 2 homolog
Exons: 2
Coding region: 90-1658 (522 amino acids)
Cellular component (GO): nucleus
Molecular function (GO): zinc ion binding
Source: RefSeq, a predicted model, not a curated record